Messenger RNA from Mesoplodon densirostris (Blainville's beaked whale), 2825 nucleotides. RefSeq names its product X-ray radiation resistance associated 1 (gene XRRA1). The transcript has 18 exons. The record is from RefSeq and is a predicted model, not a curated record. The coding region runs from base 85 to 2502 and encodes 805 amino acids. Gene Ontology annotation, cellular component: nucleus. Gene Ontology annotation, molecular function: protein binding. NCBI's taxonomy places the organism in Eukaryota, Metazoa, Chordata, Mammalia, Artiodactyla, Ziphiidae.
AGGCUCGCAGGCGCGCAUCCCGCCAGACCGGGCCGUCGCCCCCGCGGACGUCUCGGAGGCGGAAGCGACGCCGGAGGCAGGGACAUGGCCUCCUCAGGAGUCUACAAACUGGAUGAUGGGAAGCCUUAUCUGAGCAACUGCUUUCCGGCCAAAAGUCUGCUUCGGAUGCCAGAGGAAGGCCGAGGACACUGGUUAGUGACUCGGAAAUGUAGCCUCAAGAAGAAGCCCAGGGGUGUGGUCGAAGCACGAGCUGAAGGUCAGGAAAGCCAGAAGGUUUCUUUUGAGAUUGGAGGAAAGAAAGGGUCUCGACAAGAAAACCAAAUGGACACUCCGGGACACGUGCUGGACCAGGCUUUUCUGCUGAAGCACCACUGUGUGAAGAAUCCGUCAGACCUAUGCAACAUUAACGUGAGCGGCCUGAAGUUCUCCAAGGCUAAGGAAAAGGACUUCAAGCAUUUUAAUUCUGUGAUUUACAUCAAUGCCUCAGAAAACCUACUGCCUCUAGAGGCAUUUCACACAUUUCCAGUCUUAAAGGAACUGGAGCUCGCAUUUAAUGGCAUCAAAACAGUCUACGUGAAGUAUGGAGACUUUAAGUCCUUGGAAUUCCUGGACCUUUCCUUCAACAGCCUGACUGCAGAGGCCAUCUGUGAUCUGGGGAUUCUGCCACACCUCCGCGUCCUGCUCCUCACAGGCAAUGGACUCACCUCCCUGCCACCCAAUUUGGCUGUCGCAGAGCAGGAGGCAUAUGUAACAUCGCCGACCAGCAAGAGGUACAUCCUGAGGUUCCCGGCGCUAGAGACACUGAUGCUGGAUGACAACAAACUCUCCAACCCCAGUUGCUUUGCCAGCCUGGCCGGGCUCAGGAGACUGAAGAAGUUAAGCCUGGACCAAAACAAGAUUUUCCGGAUCCCGUACCUACAGCAGGUUCAGCUCCGAGAUGGGUCUGGAGAAUGGGUUGGAGGCAGGGGGAGUCCCAGGAAAGAGCCCCAAUCCAUGCUGCAGCCCAAGUCGUGGAUAUUUGAGGCCUUGGAUGACCAACCGGAUUAUACUGUACUGCCCAUGAAAAAGGAUGUUGACCAGACAGAGGUUGUGUUUUCAUCUUAUCCUGGAUUUUCAGCCUCAGAGACAACCAAGGUAUGUGCACUUCCUCCCAUAUUCGAGAUUCUUCCCGUGAAGUCACUGAAGGCGAGGAACCAGACGCUGGCCCUGCCCUUCCCAGAGCUGAGGUACCUUAGCCUGGCCUACAACAAGAUUGCAAAGGAAGAUGCCAUUCUGCCGGUAGCUCUCUUCCCAUCUCUCUGCGAGCUCAUCUUUCAUAACAACCCUCUAGUGGCCCAUACACGAGGGGUCCCUCCACUGCUAAAAAGCUUCCUCCAGGAGCGGCUGGGAAUCCACUUAAUUCGAAGGAAGAUGGUAAAGGCUAAGCAUCACAUUUUGAUGCCUCGGAAGGACUCUCGGAAGGUGAAAACCCAAGUCCCAAAGGUGCCAAAGCAGCCUCUGAUUCUCCAUCACCCACCCAUGACCACAAUCAAGUCUUCCUCAAAGGAGAUGCUGGAAACAGAGGCAGAGUUGACUAAAGAGCUGCCCGCCACCAAGACCAUUGCUGUGGAGCGAGAGAUGCCCAUCGAGGGCCCUGAGGGCCUUCCCCUCUCCCAGCAGGCCUUCGUGCCCCUGCCUCCCAUCUGCUCUGACUCCACUGUGCGUGGUGAGGACACACCCCGCCGGAGCGACGCUGCUGGCCGCCUCAGCCCAGGCCACCCGUCAGAUGAGGACACCCAGAGCACAGAGUCCAUCUUCUUGACCCAGGUCAGUGGGCUAUCUUCCUCCACCUUCCAGAGGGAUGAUACAGAGAUAAAGGAGAAAGACCAAAGACCACCACCCGCAGCACCCAGAGAGGUGAAGAGGACUCAGAAGAAGCUCCCAUCUGGCUCCUUCUCCAGGAAGUACCAUGGCUCUGUGGAGCUGCUGACAGCCAAGCCUGAUCCAGCCUUCAAUGAGCCGAAAGGAAUCCAGAAGAAUACACAGGCCUUGCAGCACAUGUUGAAACAUCCGCUCGUGUACUGCUCCUGCAAGCCCAGGCUGGACACUCUUCAGAAACACUAUGUUCCCAAGGAGAAACGGACCCAGAGGAUCCCUAUUCCACCCCCCCGGAAGACUCGAGCCCAGCUGCUGGAUGACAUCCUCAUUUGCAUGCGGGACCCCCGGAACAUUACUGAGGCACCACUAGGAGCUGUCCUGUGCCAGCAGACAGAGCAGCGGCUGGUGAACCAGAAGCAGUACCUGGAGGCCAAAAGGCUGCUGAAGGAGUUUCGUGCACAGUACCGGCGGCUGGUGCGCUGCUCACUGCGGUCAGUGUUCGGGGCCACAGCACCACCCCACGUCCCGCCGGCAUUGAGCGAGGGCCAGCCUAAGAAGUUCAGCCGCUUCCUCGAGUUAGGCCGCUUCCUCGAGUUCAUGGAUGAGUUCUGCCAGGAGCCCACGGCCAGUGACUCGAAAGGCUAGGGCUGCGCACGGGGCCAUGUGCGCCACCCAUCCUGCGCCCCACACCCUCCACAAGGGCUCCAUGCCCUUGACCGCUCCUUGGGAUGGGUGUGGGCCUCCGAGCUCUGCUCAGCUUCACUCGCCGGCCGCUGUGAGUGGGGAGCUCGUCAGGACCUCCCCGCCCUGGGCCGGGCAGGAACCGGCACCUGGCCCGACAGCAAUAAAGAGUGGGUGCAUAGAGCAAGGUAGACCUCAUGCCUUUUUGGAGCCUAGGCCAGGUUGUCGCACUGGGGAAAGAAACCUCAGCUGAUGCGCAUCCCUAGAGUCCUGUGGGAAAACUGCCU